AGCAAGCUGGUGCAGGGGAGGACGGACAGACGGACGGACGCCGGGGCUGCGGCAACCCAGGGACACCCGUGGGUUGAGCACCAGCUGCGGCGCAUCCCGUCCCCUCUGCGCCCAGCCAUGUCCCUGGUGGUGAAGGAGAAGAACCACGUGCGGUUGGUCUUCUUGGGUGCUGCCGGCGUGGGCAAGACAGCCCUCAUCCGCCGCUUCCUGAUGGACACCUUCGAGCCCAAGCACCGGCGCACGGUGGAGGAGCUGCACAGCAAGGAGUACGAGGUGAGCGGGGCCACGGUCAAGGUGGAAAUCCUGGACACCAGUGGCAGCUACUCCUUCCCGGCCAUGAGGAAGCUCUCGAUCCAGAACAGCGAUGCCUUCGCCCUGGUCUACGCCGUAGAUGAUGCCGAGUCCUUCGAGAGUGUCAAGAGCUUGCGGGAGGAGAUCCUGGAGGUAAAGGAAGACAAGUUCCCUCCCAUCGUGGUGGUCGGCAACAAGGCAGAGAGCGGCGGCGAGCGGCAAGUGCCGGCGGAGGACGCCCUCUCGCUGGUGGAGCUGGACUGGAACAGCCGCUUCGUGGAGACGUCGGCCAAGGACAACGAGAAUGUCCUGGAGGUCUUCAGGGAGCUGCUGCAGCAAGCCAACCUGCCCAGCCGGCUCAGCCCGGCGCUCUGCAAGAGGAGGGAGACGUUGCCCAAGGAGCAGGCGCUGCGGCCUCCCAUGAACAAGACCAACAGCUGCUCGGUGUGCUGAGCCGGCCGCCCAGGGCCGGGAGGAAGGCGCCGGCAGCAGCAGCACCGGCUGGAAACUCAGGUGGGCUGGGUGGGGAGAGGCGCUGCCUCGGCCAAAACCAACCCUGCUGCCUCCCACCCCUUCCCUCCUCUUCCCCACCCAGCCCGCCAGGACCGGUGAGAGUUGGAGAUGACACGGAGGAGGGACUUGGAAGGCAUGCUGGUUGCUGGAAGGGCGCGGGGAGAGAGCAAGUUCCCAAAAAGGCAGGAGGCGUACCUGGGAAACUGCCGUCCAUCAGCUAGCACGCUGCAUCUGUGCUGUGGUGAGCUUGCAGGCAGGCAGGCAGGCAGGCAGGCAGGCAGGCAGGCAGGCAGCUCCUCGCGUACUAGGAAAGGCAGACAAACAACAGGUCUUUGGCUGCAUGCAUCAGAAGGCAGACGUGGGCAUCUGUGCAGCUGCAUCGCACCCACCGGUGCCGCUCUCCUGGGUCUCGGUUGGGUCCUGUGUCACCUCGCCCCAAGCACUUGCACGUACAACCUCCUGGCGCGGCUACGGUUACCACGACAGAUCCAAUGUCCAAAGUAGUUUCAAUUUUGUACCUUGGUGUAGAGCAUGCGAUAGGGCAGUCUAUGCAUCCCUUUGGUUUUCUCUUUUCUGUUUUUUUUUUUUGGUUUUGGUUUUUUUUUUUGUUAAGCGUACCCAAUAAACACGUUGUUGCAAAGUGGA
This is a messenger RNA of Gymnogyps californianus (California condor), 1449 nucleotides long. Its product is annotated as GTP-binding protein Rhes-like. The record is from RefSeq and is a predicted model, not a curated record. Bases 118 to 744 code for a protein of 208 amino acids. The transcript has a single exon. NCBI's taxonomy places the organism in Eukaryota, Metazoa, Chordata, Aves, Accipitriformes, Cathartidae. Gene Ontology annotation, molecular function: GTPase activity; GTP binding.